GAAGCAGAGAAAAGGAACUAGAGAAAGACAGGAAAAGAGAUAAGGAGAGGCACAGAGAUAGAGACAGAGAGAGAGAUCGUGGUGAUGGGGAGAAGGAAAGGGAUCCUCACCACAGAGACUAUCGACACCGUGACAGAAAGGAUAGGGAAAGGGGUAGGGGUAGAGAUAGGGAGGAUGGAGAUUCUCACAGAAGUCGUGACCGUGACCGUGACCAUGACAGUUUUGCUUAAAAAACUAGUUUAUAUUACAGAAGAGGAAGAGGGGAUUAUGAUCGAGAGGAAAGGCAUAAACGUAGGUCUCGAUCUAUUUCACCAUCUAAAGAUAGAUCUGAGCAUGGAACAAGGUCACGUUCUCGCUCGAAGAGCAAAAGGGUUAGUGGUUUUGAUUUGGCUCCCCCUCCUUCUGCAAUGUUAGCUGGUUCUGCCGCUGUUACAGACUCGUAAUAAGGAAAAAAGUUCAUAUCAAAUUGCAUGCUGUUAUCUGGGUAAGCUGUAUUCAGUUAUUAUCCGAUCACGUAGCUCUUUGAGGAAUGGUCACCUAUGGUGUGCAAUUUAAUUUAGCCUUCUUUUUGUUUACUUGUUGAUAUAAUCCUGAAACUAAAAGAUGCUUUGGUUUUUUGUCUUCUGUUUAGUGUUUGUUUGUUUUGUUUCUGUCUUAUCUUAUGCUCUAAGAAGGCAAUGUUGGGCAACUUGCCCCAAUGUGUUGACAAUGGGCGUGAGCCGACAUCUGUAGCUUUUAUGUCCAUGGAGGAAUCAAUGCACCGGUAUUUGGUGGGUCUUGUUCGUCUUCAACUGGAAACUAUAUCUACUUUGGUAGACGUACAGAUAUUAUCUCCAAAACUUGUUUAAAUGUUCCUUUAAUCUCAUGCCUAUGUUAAGAAGGUUAAAUUCUAAUGGAAAUUGGAGUAAGAGGAGUCAUUGAUACCCAAUCAAUCAAUAGUUAUUCAAAAGGUUCAGUAAUGAAUUUGUUCUGAGGUGUAAUAUGCCUAUAUUAGCAGGUCAGAUUACUGCGCCAAAUCCUACAAUUCCUGGAGUGUUGCAAAACAUGUUUCCGAUGGCUCCUAGUCAGAUGCAGCAGUUCAGUGCUCUCCCUAUGAUGCCAAUUCAGGCUAUGACACAACAGGCUACUCGACAUGCUAGAAGGGUGUAUGUUGGAGGACUCCCUCCGACAGCCAAUGAGCAGUCUGUUGCUAUUUUCUUCAGCCAGGUCAUGGCUAAGAUUGGAGGAAACACUGCUGGUCCAGGUGAUGCUGUGGUCAAUGUUUACAUUAACCAUGACAAAAAAUUCGCCUUUGUUGAGAUGAGGUCCGUUGAGGAAGCUAGCAAUGCAAUGGCUUUGGAUGGGAUUAUUUUUGAGGGGGCACCUGUCAAAGUCAGGAGACCUACUGAUUACAACCCUUCUCUAGCUGCUACUCUAGGCCCAAGCCAACCUAACCCAAACCUGAACCUUGGCGCUGUUGGUUUAACCCCUGGGUCAGCUGGUGGACUUGAAGGCCCUGAUCGCAUUUUUGUGGGUGGACUUCCAUAUUACUUCACAGAAACUCAGAUCAGGGAGCUUUUAGAAACUUUUGGUCCUCUUCGGGGUUUCGAUCUGGUGAAAGAUAGAGAAACAGGAAAUUCAAAGGGUUAUGCAUUUUGUGUUUACCAAGAUCUUGCUGUUACUGAUAUUGCAUGUGCAGCUCUGAAUGGAAUUAAGAUGGGAGAUAAGACUCUUACUGUUAGACGUGCUAAUCAAGGGACAACCCAGCCUAAACCUGAACAAGAGAGCAUUUUAAUGCAUGCACAACAGCAAAUUGCUCUGCAGAAACUUAUAUUUCAACCAGCAUUAGUAGCUACAAAGGUGGUGUGUUUAACCAACGCAGUUGCUCCUGACGAGCUCAAGGAAGAUGAGGACUUUGAAGAAAUUAUCGAUGAUAUGAGACAGGAAUGCUCCAAAUUUGGUACUUUGGUGAAUGUUGUGAUCCCUCGCCCACAACCAGAUGGGGAUCUAUCUGGUGGAGUUGGAAAGGUGUUUUUGGAAUAUGUGGAUAUUGAGGGUGCUACAAAAGCCCGCACUGGAUUGAAUGGGAGAAAAUUCGGUGGAAAUGAAGUAAUAGCCGUUUUCUAUCAAGAGAAUAAGUUUGCUCAGGGGGAUUAUGAAGGCUAAUUGCUGUAAUGUCACUUGGAUUAUAUCUCAAAUUUUCAUGUAUGUUGUGAGAUUGUUCAAUAUAAGUUUCUUUAUUUCUUGUACACCGAGGUGGGAGCGGAGAAACUGAUAGCUUCUGUUCUUAACUUGGAUUUUUUUUUCAUUUGAUUGAUAAAUAAUACUAGUUGAUAAUUUGUAACUUGUCAUA
Molecule: messenger RNA, 2332 nt
Organism: Lathyrus oleraceus (garden pea)
Lineage: Eukaryota; Viridiplantae; Streptophyta; Magnoliopsida; Fabales; Fabaceae
Product: splicing factor U2af large subunit A
Exons: 12
Coding region: 982-2145 (387 amino acids)
Biological process (GO): mRNA processing
Cellular component (GO): nucleus
Molecular function (GO): RNA binding
Source: RefSeq, a predicted model, not a curated record